Messenger RNA from Brassica napus (rape), 1812 nucleotides. RefSeq names its product inactive LRR receptor-like serine/threonine-protein kinase BIR2. Gene Ontology annotation, biological process: protein phosphorylation. The coding region runs from base 1 to 1812 and encodes 603 amino acids. The record is from RefSeq and is a predicted model, not a curated record. Gene Ontology annotation, molecular function: receptor serine/threonine kinase binding; protein kinase activity; ATP binding. The transcript is spliced from 3 exons. NCBI's taxonomy places the organism in Eukaryota, Viridiplantae, Streptophyta, Magnoliopsida, Brassicales, Brassicaceae.
AUGGGGACUGCUUCUGACAGGCUUAAGCUCUUUUCAUUUUUGCCCACGAAAUUUCCCGGAAGAUCAUCUCAAACCCCAAAGCUGCUUCCUUUCUUCAUCAUCUUCCUCCUCUGCUACUCCCCUGCUCUAGCAGCCGACGAAGACGACAUAAGAUGCUUACGAGGAAUCCACGCCUCCCUCGCCGACCCUCACGGCGUUCUCAAAUCAUGGAACUUCGCGAACACCACUGUCGGAUUCCUCUGCAACUUCGUCGGCGUCUCUUGCUGGAACAACCAAGAAAACAGAGUCCUCAACCUCGAGCUCAGAGACAUGUCUCUCUCCGGUCAAAUCCCCGACUCUCUCCGGUUUUGCGGGAGCUUACAGAAGCUCGAUCUCUCCAACAACCGAUUAUCCGGCACCAUCCCUCGCCGCCUCUGCUCUUGGCUACCGUUCUUGGUCUCUCUUGACUUGUCUAACACUCAAUUAAACGGCGAGAUUCCUCCCGAGUUAGCGGAGUGUAGGUUUGUUAACUCUUUGGUUCUCUCUGAUAACCGGUUAUCCGGUCAAAUCCCGGUUCAGUUAUCCUCUCUAGGGAGAUUAGUGACCUUCUCUGUUUCCAACAACGAUCUAACAGGUCGCAUUCCUUCUUUCUUUACCUCACCGAGUUACUCCACUGAUGAUUUCAACGGGAACAAAGUCCGGUUUUCCGGCUUCUACAAAAAGAAUCUCGCGAUUAUAAUCGCAGCUGGUGUGUUCGGUGCUGCUGCAUCGAUCUUGUUAGCCUUUGUUGUUUAUUUGAAGCGGCGGAGGACAACAAGCAGUUUAACAGAAGGAGGAUUGGCGCAGAGGCUUAGAAUCCAUAAGCUUGUUCAGGUCUCUUUGUUUCAGAAGCCUUUGGUUAAGGUCAAGCUCGGGGACUUGAUGUCUGCCACUAAUCACUUCAGCUCUGAGAAUAUUAUCGUUACGACUAGGACGGGGACGACGUACAAGGCGGUUUUCCUGGAUGGCUCGGCGCUCGCGGUGAAGCAUCUGAGCGCCAAGUGUAAGCUCGAGGAGAUGGAGUUUCGUUACGAGAUGAAUCGGCUGUGGGAGCUGCGUCACCCUAACUUAGCGCCGCUUCUUGGCUUCUGCGCUGUGGAGGAAGAGAGGUUUCUUGUUUACAAGUACAUGUCUAAGGGGACGCUGAAGAGUUUGCUGGAGGAAGAGGAUGUUGAGUUGGAUUGGUCUACUCGGUUUAGGAUCGGUUUAGGUGCUGCGAGGGGUUUGGCUUGGCUUCACCAUGGAUGCCGCCCUCCUAUACUUCACCAGAACAUUUGUUCGAGUGUGAUUCUCGUUGACGAAGAUUUCGACGCGAGGAUAGUAGAUUCAGGGCUUGCUAGGCUUAUGGUUCGUUCGGACAACAACGAUGGGUGUUUCAUGACUGGUGAUUUAGGUGAGUUUGGUUACGUAGCUUCUGAGUAUUUUACCACGAUGGUAGCUUCAUUAAAAGGCGAUGUGUAUGGACUCGGUGUUGUCCUCUUGGAGUUGGCUACAGGGGUAAAGGCUCUUGGAGGGGAAGGCUUCAAAGGGAGUUUGGUUGAUUGGGUGAAACAGCUUGAAAGCUCGGGGAGAAUGGCUGAUGCGUUCGAUGAAGGCAUUAGAGGGAAAGGGCAUGAUGAAGAGAUCUUGAAGUUUGUUGAGGUUGCUUGUCAUUGUGUGGCUCCAAGGCCUAAAGAGAGAUGGACUAUGUUUCAAGCGUAUCGGUCAUUGAAAGCUAUGGCUGAGAAACAAGGUUACUCGUUCACAGAACAAGAUGAUGACUUCCCUUUGAUUUUUGACACCCAAGAGAACUGA